AUGGUAUGUGAUGUGCUGGAAGAUUGUGGGAUGAUUGAUCUGGGAGGAAUGGGGCUAUUUUUUACAUGGAGAGGACCCAAGUUCCUUCACCUCGAGAGGGUAUUUAAGAGGCUUGAUAGGGCUUGCGCUAACGCUGAGUGGAUGACUAGCUUCCCAAGUGCUUCAGUAAGAAACCUUCCAAGGGUGCAUUCAGAUCAUUGUCCAAUUCUUAUAAGAUGCGAUGAGGCUAGUGAAACAAAUGGUACUCAGCCCUUUCGCUUUAUUGCUGCAUGGCAAGAUCACGAAGAGUUUCAGUCCAUCCUCUCUAAUAACUGGAAUCGAGAAAGGCAGAUGCAUGCUAAUCUAAAACAGCUGUCAUAUUCUUUGACGGAUUGGAAUAAGACUAGCUUUGGCAAUAUCACACACCGUAAGAACUUGACCCUAUCAAAGCUAGCUAAAGUCCAAAAAAAAUGGACCAGGUGA
This is a messenger RNA of Gastrolobium bilobum, 462 nucleotides long. RefSeq lists its product as uncharacterized. NCBI's taxonomy places the organism in Eukaryota, Viridiplantae, Streptophyta, Magnoliopsida, Fabales, Fabaceae. The record is from RefSeq and is a predicted model, not a curated record. The transcript has a single exon. The coding region runs from base 1 to 462 and encodes 153 amino acids.